Neltuma alba is the source of this 1316-nucleotide messenger RNA. Its product is annotated as trihelix transcription factor GTL1-like. The record is from RefSeq and is a predicted model, not a curated record. NCBI's taxonomy places the organism in Eukaryota, Viridiplantae, Streptophyta, Magnoliopsida, Fabales, Fabaceae.
AUCUAGUUAAACGGAUGUUAGAGAACUCGACUUCGAGUUUACCCGAAAACUCCAUUCAACAGCGGAGGCACGCAGAGGAGGAUGGUGGUAAGCCUGUCUCUGAUGGACACCAAGACGAAGACGUUGACCGGAAUGUCACCGGUGGCCGGUGGCCUCCAGAAGAGACUAAAGCUUUGCUCCAGAUAAGGUCUGACAUGGACGCUGAUUUCAGGGAUACCUUACCCAAAGUUCAUCUUUGGCAACAAGUUUCCAGGAGAUUACGGGGGCUAGGAUAUAAUAGGAGUGCUAAGAAGUGCCAGGAGAAGUUUGAAAACGUGUACAAGUACUACAGAAGGACCAAGGAAGGUCGUUAUGGCCCCAACGGCAAGACUUACCGAUUCUUUGAGCUUUUAGAGCCUCUUAUGAACUCUCCUUACCCUGAAAAGGAUGAAGAACAAGCGAGAAAUACAAACAGGCGGAAAACAUAUAGCCACAACACUACCCCAAUGGAUUUGUCCAAUGUUAUUCAAGAUUCAUUCCCAUUUUCCAUUCGGUUCUCUAGUGCCCCCUCUAGUUCAACUACUCCCUCUUCGAGCGAAGAAUCAGAGGAAGACAUUCGAAAGAAGAAAAGGAAACUGACGAAGUGUUGGGGGUUGAUGAACAAAGUACUAGAGAGGCAAGUGGAGCUACAGAAGAACUUUAUGGAGGUUUUAGUCAAAUGCGAACAAGAGAGAAUGGCAAGAGAGGAAGCAUGGAAGAUGCAGGAAUUAGCUAGGAUUAAGAGGGAACGAGAGCUUUUAGCUCAGGAAAGAUCAAUUGCUGCGGCAAAAGAUGCAGCAGUGCUUGCCCUUCUGAGUAAGUUCACAGGACAAACGGGGACCAUAGAAUUACCUGAGAAUCUACUUCCUAACGAUUUAGAUAAGGACGAGCAAGAAAAUGAUAAUGCAGGCAGUAGUGUUCUUGAAAAGCAAGAAUGUAGAAAUGGUGGGAAUUUCACACUGACGAGUCCAUCUUCCUCUAGAUGGCCCAAAGAUGAAGUGGAAGCUUUCAUUAGAUUGAGGACAAACUUGGAUGUGGAGAAUGAAGGAAAUGGGCUUAAAGGGUCUAAUCCUAUAUGGGAGGAGAUAUCUUGUGCAAUGAAGAAACUUGGGUACGAUCGGAGUGCCAGGAGAUGCAAGGAGAAAUGGGAGAAUAUGAACAAAUACUUCAAGAGGAUGAAGAAAAAACCAGAAAAAGCCUCAGAGUCAGAGUCUAAAACAUGUCCUUAUUUUCAUCAGUUGGAUGCUCUGUAUAAUAGUGAAAGGCCUAAUGAGAAGUUGGAGGAUUCAGCCAGUUCU